UGCAGUACGCAGUUGCUACGUGAAACAAAAAUCUAACAAAGAAAAUGUCUGGACGCGGUAAAGGUGGCAAGGUUAAGGGAAAGGCAAAGUCCCGCUCGAAUCGUGCUGGUCUUCAGUUCCCUGUGGGCCGUAUCCACCGUCUGUUGAGGAAAGGAAACUAUGCCGAACGUGUUGGAGCCGGAGCACCCGUCUAUCUGGCGGCUGUGAUGGAAUACCUCGCGGCUGAAGUGUUGGAAUUGGCAGGAAACGCUGCCCGUGACAACAAGAAGACCAGAAUCAUCCCGCGUCAUCUGCAGCUGGCCAUUCGCAACGAUGAGGAGUUAAACAAGCUGCUCUCCGGAGUGACCAUUGCUCAGGGUGGCGUUCUGCCAAACAUCCAGGCUGUACUACUGCCCAAGAAGACCGAAAAGAAGGCUUAAAUCGAACGCUGAACUCACUUUUAUACAAACCGUCCUUUUCAGGACGACCACCAUUUUGUGAUAAAGAAAAAAAAAAUGAAAUAGUUUACUUUGUUGUUCUAGUAUUAGUGAAAUAGUUUUAUUGUGAGAAUUUUUCUAAACCUUUUGGUAAGCCUAUUGGAAAUUCAAAGUCGUAUAAAAAUCAAUGGAGCCUUAUGUAAAUUCUAAGUAAUCCUCCCACGCAAUGUAAUGUUGUAUACAUCCUACCUAACCUAAACCUAUUAAUCUGUGCAAGUGUUUGCCCGUAUUUCUGUCAAGUUUGAUUAUAUUGUAGCGUUAAUUCACAAAUAUUAUAGUUCGCGAUACAAUGUUUUAGGUUCAAUAUUUCCGGAGAAAAUCAUGGUUAAUUAGGGUGACCAAACGUCCUGGUUUCCUAGGACAUGUCCUGGUUUUGCAUUGACUGUCCUGGGAAGUCGAGGAAAAUGCCUGAUUUAUCCUGGUUUUUUUCCUGUAAGCCU
Messenger RNA from Topomyia yanbarensis, 916 nucleotides. Its product is annotated as histone H2A. The record is from RefSeq and is a predicted model, not a curated record. Lineage: Eukaryota; Metazoa; Arthropoda; Insecta; Diptera; Culicidae. Gene Ontology annotation, molecular function: DNA binding; protein heterodimerization activity; structural constituent of chromatin. The coding region runs from base 45 to 419 and encodes 124 amino acids. The transcript has a single exon. Gene Ontology annotation, cellular component: nucleosome.